This is a messenger RNA of Hibiscus syriacus, 1602 nucleotides long. RefSeq lists its product as uncharacterized. The transcript has a single exon. The record is from RefSeq and is a predicted model, not a curated record. Gene Ontology annotation, molecular function: protein binding. Lineage: Eukaryota; Viridiplantae; Streptophyta; Magnoliopsida; Malvales; Malvaceae. The coding region runs from base 14 to 1567 and encodes 517 amino acids.
GAAAGAAAAAACAAUGCCUACCCUUUCUUUAUCUGCUGCAAUUUUGUUGUUUUCAACCAUUUUUCAUCCAUUUUUGGUUCACCGGGCUGCUAGUUAUGAUGAUCCAUUGAUUGGAACAAGCAGGGAAACCUUCGAAACAAUCAUCGCCGGCGGUGGCGGUGGUCAUUGGGAAGCUCCUCCUCCUUCUCCUUACAAUUACGGCUACCGUCCACCACCACCUCCCCCACCUGUACCAAAUUGUCAACCUCCCCCCCCACCAACUCCGCCGCCGCCUCCACCACCACCUCCACCACCACCUCCUGAACCAAAAUGUACACUACCACCUCCACCUCCUCCCCCACCUGUACCAAAAUGUCAACUUCCCCCACCACCACCUCUGCCGCCGCCGCCUCCACCACCAUGUAAGCACCCCACAAAGAGUGGCUGCUUCGAAAACGAGCGACUCAAAAAAUCCCACAAGGUUAUCCAAAAGUUCCGGAAAAAAAUCCGAGACGACGCCAACAGCAGAAAAUACAUAAACACAUGGCGAGGCAGCGACGUCUGUAAAUACAAAGGCUUCUAUUGUGAGACUCGUCCAGACGUGAACGAAAAAGCCAUCGCAGCGGUCGACUUCAACGGCGCCGGAUUAGCUGGAAACGACGGUUCCCUUCCCCUCGACGGUUUCAUCGACGAGUUACACGACAUAACCAUCUUCCACGCCAACUCCAACAACUUUACCGGCACGGUUCGUCCCGGUGUCUCCAAGAUCAAAUACUUAUACGAACUCGACCUCAGCAACAACGACUUGUCGGGUGAUUUCCCCAUGGAAGUCCUUCAAGCCAAAAACUUAACCUUCUUGGACUUAAGGUUCAACUCCAUUAAAGGUACGGUUCCACAACAAGUGUUUGAUCUAGACCUCGAUGUACUUUUCAUCAACAACAACAACUUCCAACAAAAACUACCCGAGAAUCUCGGCGAUACACCGGUUUUAUACCUCACAUUCGCAAACAACAAGUUCACCGGUCCGAUCCCGACGAGCAUCGGUAAAGCUUCCAACUUACUCGAAGUGCUUUUCCUCAACAAUCAGCUUACAGGAUGUUUGCCAUACGAGAUCGGUAACCUGAGUCAAGCCACCGUGUUCGAUGUCGGCACCAAUAAGCUAAUCGGACCGAUCCCGCACUCGUUCGGCUGCUUGAAAAGCAUCGAGCUACUCAACUUGGCUAACAAUAAGUUGUCUGGGGAAGUACCCGAAAUCGUGUGUAAACUCCAUAAGCUUCAAAAUUUAUCCUUGUCGAACAACUACUUCACCCAGGUUGGCCCUGCUUGUAGGGACUUGAUAUCGAAGAAGAUACUCGAUGUUCGAAACAACUGCAUCUUGGACUUGCCGGAUCAAAGAUCGAAAGCCGAGUGUGCUGCAUUUUUUUCGAGAAUAUUGCAUUGCGAUCGGAAGGAUUCGUUCAAGUGGAUUCCAUGCAUGAAAGGUGGUGAUUAUAAUUCGAGUUCGAGAGUGAAAUCGGGGCAAGAAUCAAUGGAUUCUUCUUCCCCAUCUCCGAGAACUUAUAGCACACUUAUCCCUCACCGGCUGUAAAUCGGUGGUGGGUUCUAUGGUUGUUUAUAUGUUUU